GGGCGGGGCGGGGGUGUCCGUGCCCAGGCUCUGGAUUGGGAGCAGGGCAGGAGCCGGGCUGGGCCGGCAGCGUGUGUAGCGCUGCACGAAAAUGCACUCGGAUGCCGCCGCUGUCAAUUUUCAACUGAAUUCUCAUCUAUCAACACUGGCAAAUAUUCACAAGAUUUACCACACCCUCAAUAGGCUGAAUCUGACAGAGGACGUUGGUCAAGACGAUCACCAGACAGGAGAGAGCCUUUCAAAGAUUCGAAGAAUAGGAAGUCUUCGGUCUUGCAGUUCAUCAGACUGCUUUAGUAAAGUGAUGCCUCCAAGGAAAAAGAGGAGACCUGCAGCAGGAGAUGAUUUAUCUGCUAAGAAAAGUAGACAUGAUGGUAUGUACAGAAAAUACGAUUCAACUAGAAUAAAAGCAGAGGAAGAAGAAGUAUUUUCGAGUAAGAGAUGCUUAGAAUGGUUCUAUGAAUAUGCAGGCACAGAUGACGUUGUAGGGCCAGAAGGUAUGGAGAAAUUUUGUGAAGACAUUGGAGUAGAACCAGAAAAUGUAGUUAUGCUUGUGCUAGCAUGGAAGUUGGAUGCACAAAACAUGGGCUACUUUACAUUACAAGAAUGGUUAAAAGGAAUGACAUCACUACAGUGUGAUACUACAGAAAAAUUGAGAAAUUCUCUGGAUUACUUGAGAUCUUUAUUAAAUGAGCCUACCAAUUUUAAACUUAUUUAUAGAUAUGCCUUUGACUUUGCACGGGAAAAGGACCAGCGCAGCCUAGAUAUCAAUACUGCCAAGUGUAUGUUGGGCCUCCUUUUAGGAAAAGCAUGGUCCCUUUUUCCAGUCUUUCAUCAGUUUCUAGAGCAAUCAAAAUACAAAGUUAUCAAUAAGGACCAGUGGUGUAAUGUUCUUGAAUUCAGCAGAACAAUUAACCUUGACCUCAGUAACUAUGAUGAAGAUGGAGCCUGGCCAGUGUUGUUGGAUGAGUUUGUGGAAUGGUAUAAAGGAAAACAGAUGACAUAGGAGUUUAACUAUGCACAGCCACUCAAGAGUCACUGUUACCACAGUUAUGUCAACCAUUAGCCAUAAACUGCUAUUUGUAUCAAAGUGCAUGCUGCUUUUCUUGCACUGCAUCCCUUUGGCAGGGAACUUUUGAUGUUUGCUAUUUAACAAGCUAGCUAUGCUUGCUGUUUAGCAUUGUUCUCUUUGAAGGCUGCUUUGCAUUUUGUAUUUACACUACAAAUUGGUGAACUUGCCAGAGUCUUCACUGUGAUUAUGUGUAUAUUGCUGUCUAAAUUUUGUAUAUGUGUAUAAAAAAAAAGCUUCACCUAGGAAUUAUUUCUGCAGAAAUGUAUUGUAAAAAUAAUUUUGUGGCAUAUUUCUAAUCAUCACUUACAUGUCUGUUGAAACUUUAGUUAUUUUGUUUUUCUUUUGGUCUCAAAUGUAACAUUUCAGACUUUCUGGACAUUGUUAUGUGAAAGAACUAUAUACAGUUUCAAUGUUACUAUUCAAGAUGCCAGUUUCUGAGAAGAGAAGACAUGCUAUGAUUUCCUUCAUCAGAAUUUGCCAAACCUGACCUAAUGCUUUAUAGGAAUGGAAUAUUGGUGUCUUAAAAGAGAUAUCUACAUAUAAAUAUUUCAACACUGUCAUAGUUGUAUAUGCCACAGAUGAUUUCCAUUUGAAGAAAAAAGUACUGACUUUUUAAUGUUAAAACUGCAGUAGUCAUUACAGGUACAAAUGAACAAAUUAAAGUACCUUUUAAAAAUGGGUUUUAGACUUUUGUAAAUUGCCUUUGGCAUACUCCUUUUAAUUUUUGGUGUACCAAGAGUGUUUGGACUAUGUUGUGAUCUAGUGAUGCAAUGACAUUGAAAGUUCUAGCUGAAAUAAGUGGUUUGGGGAAUGAAGUAUGCUCACCCCUAGCACAGACAUAAUAAAAGUUUUGGGGAUUUUUUUGUUUGUAACACUAAUCUUUCCAAGGGCCUCCAGCUUCAUGUUUCCAAGUACUUAAAAAUGUGGUAUCAGAAAAAAUACAAUGUUGAGUAGUCUAAAUAUUUUAUUUUUCUUUCCUGUUGGGGAUUAAAGUUUCCUGGCAGAAUGUCCAUUGCAGGCAAUGGGCGUCUAAGACACCAGCAUUAAAUGACAGUACUUUUUUGCAGGGACCACUGCCUAUUUCUCUCAUGUCUUUAUCUGUAUGGAAUGGUUCUAGUGAUUAUUUUGGGAAAAAUGAGUGAAUGGAAUAAUGUUUAAGUUCUGUAAUUUUGUCAUGUUGUCUUUGCCUUACCCUUCUUUAUUAAGUAAUGUUAGUGUUGAUAUUUAUAAAUAGGUUCUUGAAGUAUCCGGUGCUAUUAAACUUUGAUCCCUAAGAAUUUAUUAAAAUGUUAUCGACUCAUGGAGCAUUUAACAAAAAAGGCCAGUGGGUGUUUUGGAACAACAAAUAACAUUAAUUUUCUACAGAAAUAUUUCACAAGGUAUUGGCAGUUUUGUUAUUUCCCUAGAAUGUGAUCCAGGGGAACAGGAGGAAAGUGUUUUUUGUUGGAAGUGAAAUUUUCUUCUAUGUCAAAGGCUCUAGCCUUUCUUCAAGUCAGGAACAACUUGACUUGCCAUUGACUUGACUCCUUUCAGGAUUAAGCAUAGUUUAGAAAAAGCACAUUAGUUUGCUGCCCUGGGCCAGGAAGUUGUAAUUGUGGUGCUCCAGGUGGUCAGUUGUGUUCAGAUCUGUUUGUUGUUGUUCUUGGUUUUUGUUUUUCAAGCUCAGCUGCCAAAGACAAAAACUGUGUCUGUUUGUGUAUAUUUGUAUAUACGUAAAUAUACAAUAUACAUGCAUAUACAAAAACUAGAAUUUCAUGAUUCUAAGAAGAAAAUACUACCUUUCCUGUGAAAUACCUACAUUUGGACUUCUGUAACACUAAAUAGCGCUUUUUAAAGUUAGUAGUGGUAAAACAUACACAGUCAGUGCUUUCCAUGUAUUAAUGCACAUAACCUUAAUUCCAUGUUUGAUGCCAGUUUGCACAAGAAAUUGAGUGGAGUGUGGUAUUUAAUGUUUACAAUAAGCCUCUUAAGAAAACACAUCUUUUAUGAAGACUUCUGAUGUAAAUGUAUAUAUUACAGUAGUAUUACUGUAAGGAAAUACCAGUGGAGCUGCUGGUUUAGUUCUUCAAAGAAUGAACUUAGAAGCAAUAUAACUUUUAACAUUAGGCCAAACUGUGAUUGCCAAGAUUUUAAGUGAAGUAGGUGUAAUUGUUCAUAAAACAUUAAGCUAGCUGUUUACUCUAGGAAACUGUGCAGCAUGAACUGCGUGAAUCCUGCAACAAAUACAAGUUUGUAUAAGAGGUUUUGUAUGUCACAAAUAACUGAGCUUCCAAUAACGGAAGCAAGAGCCAAAGACACUUUUAAUCUAUUACUGUUAUAGGUAUAGCUUUCAUAUAAUGGUUGGCAGAAAUCAGUUCAACUAGGUGUUAGCAGUUUUGCAAAUGUUUAUUAGAAUAAAAAAUUCAGUUAAAAGCAAAGAAAUGGGGGGAAAAAACCUCAGAAAGUACUUGUGCUGUGUAAACAAACAAACUUGUUUAUUUUAAUUUGGGUAAAAGUAACUGGAAGUGAUGGAAAGGAAGAAUGUGUUUGGAAAUGAAUCAGAUGCUGCAAUUUUUUUCAUCCAUUUGAAGCAGUAUGAAUCUGUAGCCAUCAGCAGGUUUAUAAACAUGCAUCUUCAUAAAGUAAACCACAGAUUCAAUUACAGCUAGCAGAGACAGCUUUACUGACAUUAUAGUGAACAAAUGGGCUGAAAUGGACCUGUAUGGUUUGAUGAGCUUCCCUGUGCUAUCUAUCCUGCUGGUUUUGCUACAUAAGCAGAUCUUAACAUUGCCUGCUUCUGUAUAUUGGAGAAACUUCUAAUAGUUCUGGAAACAUAACUAACCUACUUAGUUCAUCUUGCAUUUAGUACAAGUGUGGCAUUUUCUUUUUUUUUAUUACGCCCUGAAAUAUCUGCUGUAUAUUUUUUUUUUUUCUUGUGGGUUACCCUCCCAGCCCUUAUGAAGAGUAAUGUCCAAAAUAUGCUGUUUUCUGGGACAAGACACUGAGAGAUCAUUCCUGAAAAAAUGUCAUGGGUCUUGUGGUGUACUGUUAUAGAACUUCCAGCAGAAACUUGAUGAUCAAUCUACAGCUCCAUUUCUGGUAUUUGGGAGAUGUAAAUUUUAAAGACAGUUAGUGAAAGUGAAACAGUGCCCAGAGACUAUAGCAGUUGAUGUCCUUUGAGAGAUGACAAACAUUUGGAGCUCUAUGGACUCUUAAUAAUCCUAAGGAUGUUUUCAACCUAAAUGAUUCUAUUAAUGUUAGUAAUCAAAACAGUCCAUGAAUUAAAUUUCCUUCUAAAACAAAGUGAUACUAAGUAUUUAAAGUAUUAAUAUAAUUCUCUCUUAUUGUUGUUUUUUCACUUUUUAUCUUUUCCAAGGAAAGCAAGCUGAAGAACAUAGAAUUUACUGAAAUUAUUUGUAUACUUGAGAGUUCAGUUAAAACCUCUUUAACGUUGUCUUUAAGCUACAAUAAAUACUUGGGCUAUCUUUGUGUAGCCAUUUCUAAUUCUGCAGAGGCUUCUCCCAUUUUACCACAAACACACGUGUUUUAUUUAAUCAGAAAUAUGCUCAUACAAUCAAAAUUAGUUACAGCUUAUUGCUACUUGGUUCCCAAGUUACUAUUUUGAAGGGCAAGAAAUGUACUUCAGUUGUGUUAAGGUUUUCCCAGAUUUCUGUUGACCCUUGGUCACAAGUCUAAUAAAUUGUUUGAUACUUUUGGAAUUAAUAUAGGCAGCUUUAAAGGUUAGCCUGUGCCCUGGUUUUAUUUAUAGCUGCUAACAUACCUCUUUCUAGGCCUCAUAUUUUGUCUUUUGUAGAAUCCAUCCACAAACUGAAUAGUUUGUUUUCUGUAAUUGAGACCAAAAUUCAGCUUUUUUUUUGUUUGCUUUUUUUUU
Oenanthe melanoleuca is the source of this 4940-nucleotide messenger RNA. RefSeq names its product defective in cullin neddylation 1 domain containing 4 (gene DCUN1D4). Bases 92 to 1003 code for a protein of 303 amino acids. The transcript is spliced from 12 exons. Gene Ontology annotation, molecular function: ubiquitin-like protein binding; cullin family protein binding; ubiquitin conjugating enzyme binding. Gene Ontology annotation, cellular component: ubiquitin ligase complex. Gene Ontology annotation, biological process: positive regulation of ubiquitin-protein transferase activity; protein neddylation. Lineage: Eukaryota; Metazoa; Chordata; Aves; Passeriformes; Muscicapidae. The record is from RefSeq and is a predicted model, not a curated record.